CCCCGCACUGGCAUGGCGGCUCCGCGUGGGCUCGAGCGGCCGCGGGUUGGCCGGAAGUGAGGCUCCGAGCCCCUGCGCUGGGUGCGCGCUCGCUGCCCCCCGCUCGCCAUGGCCGGGAUCCUCUUCGAGGACAUCUUCGACGUGAAGGACAUCGACCCCGAGGGCAAGAAAUUCGACCGGGUUUCCCGCCUGCAUUGUGAAAGUGAGUCUUUCAAGAUGGACCUAAUCCUGGAUGUGAAUAUACAGAUCUACCCCGUGGACCUGGGUGACAAAUUCCGCCUAGUUAUCGCCAGCACCUUGUAUGAAGAUGGGACCCUGGAUGAUGGGGAGUAUAACCCCACUGACGACAGGCCAUCCAGGGCCGACCAGUUUGAGUAUGUGAUGUAUGGGAAGGUUUACAGGAUUGAGGGAGAUGAAACAUCCACGGAGGCAGCCACACGCCUUUCUGCCUACGUGUCCUAUGGGGGGCUGCUCAUGAGACUCCAGGGAGAUGCCAACAACCUGCACGGCUUCGAAGUGGAUUCCAGAGUUUACCUCCUGAUGAAGAAACUGGCCUUCUAACCGCAGGGGGCCGAGCAGCUGGGGACCGCGGCUGCACCUGGGACCCUGCCUCACACACAGGCUUUGCAAAUAGACACGGUCUUGCUGGCCGGGACCGGGACCCUUGUAUUCAACGGCCAGUGGAUUUCAGCUCCAUUGGCCCAUCUGGACCCUCUGGAGAGAUGCAUGGCAAAAGCCUGCACCAUUUCCAGCAGGCCUUGUGUUUUGUGGCCUGUCUGGUGGCUGGGAGCAGGACAGGGAGCCGUUACUGAGCCAGCCCCACCUGCUUCUUUACUGAAGUGGGUGCUUCGGAUUUGUCUCUGCUUAGAUCACGCUAGCAAGUGUGAGACCGUAACGUAGUGACGCAGCUAAAACCACUGGUGUUUAAGACGAGGAGUUCACGCCUUUCCGCACAGUGGCUUGUUGGUGCGCAGACAGGACUGCGUUGGUCACUUGUUUCAGGCAUCGCUGCACUAGUUACACUGGAAGGUUUCCUUUGUGACUCUAAGAGCUAGAGACACUUGGUUCUGUCUCUGAGUUGACUCUGCUCCUGUCCUCCAUUACCCACGCCGGUCAUUGCUGGCUAUAUCCAGACCGUCACCCUGGGUUACGACUGUGCAAAGUUUUGGGGCCCGCUGCUUGUCCAGCCGCACUAAAAAGGGGAGAGAGCGCCCCCUGCUGGAGAACUUGUGCUCCAAGUCUUCCAACACAUGGGGUGGGUCUUAGUGACCAGCCACAGGUAGAGUUUGGCCAAUGCAGCUAUGGCAAUAAAGGUCCUUGGCACCGGCAAAAAC
Molecule: messenger RNA, 1334 nt
Organism: Gopherus flavomarginatus (Mexican gopher tortoise)
Lineage: Eukaryota; Metazoa; Chordata; Testudines; Testudinidae
Gene: POLR2H
Product: RNA polymerase II, I and III subunit H
Exons: 5
Coding region: 109-561 (150 amino acids)
Biological process (GO): DNA-templated transcription
Cellular component (GO): RNA polymerase II, core complex; RNA polymerase I complex; RNA polymerase III complex
Molecular function (GO): DNA-directed RNA polymerase activity
Source: RefSeq, a predicted model, not a curated record